Molecule: messenger RNA, 3977 nt
Organism: Tachyglossus aculeatus (Australian echidna)
Lineage: Eukaryota; Metazoa; Chordata; Mammalia; Monotremata; Tachyglossidae
Gene: STXBP1
Product: syntaxin binding protein 1
Exons: 19
Coding region: 98-1882 (594 amino acids)
Biological process (GO): intracellular protein transport; neurotransmitter secretion; vesicle-mediated transport
Cellular component (GO): secretory granule; plasma membrane
Molecular function (GO): syntaxin binding
Source: RefSeq, a predicted model, not a curated record
GAGCCGGCCCAGCCCCGGGAGCCCGGGCGGGAGCGGGAGUCGGCGGAGGAGAAGGAGGAGGAGGAGGAGGACCCCCGGCAGCGCCCGCAGCGUCGCCAUGGCCCCCAUCGGACUCAAAGCGGUGGUCGGAGAAAAGAUCAUGCAUGAUGUGAUCAGGAAAGUGAAGAAGAAGGGAGAAUGGAAGGUGCUGGUGGUGGAUCAGCUCAGCAUGAGGAUGCUCUCAUCUUGCUGUAAGAUGACUGACAUCAUGACCGAGGGGAUAACAAUUGUGGAAGACAUCAACAAACGCCGAGAGCCACUCCCCAGCCUGGAGGCUGUGUAUCUCAUCACCCCGUCUGAAAAGUCUGUCCACUCGCUUAUCAGUGAUUUUAAGGACCCACCUACUGCCAAAUAUCGAGCUGCUCACGUCUUCUUCACCGACUCUUGUCCAGAUGCCCUGUUUAAUGAGCUGGUGAAAUCUCGUGCAGCCAAAGUCAUCAAGACGCUUACUGAAAUCAACAUUGCAUUCCUGCCCUAUGAAUCCCAGGUGUACUCCUUGGACUCAGCUGAUUCUUUCCAAAGCUUCUAUAGUCCCCACAAGGCUCAGAUGAAGAAUCCAAUCUUGGAACGCCUGGCAGAACAGAUCGCAACCCUUUGUGCCACCCUGAAGGAAUACCCAGCUGUUCGAUAUCGUGGGGACUACAAAGACAAUGCCAUGUUGGCCCAACUAAUCCAAGAUAAACUGGAUGCCUAUAAGGCUGAUGACCCAACUAUGGGGGAGGGUCCUGACAAAGCUCGCUCCCAGCUCUUGAUUCUGGAUCGCGGAUUUGACCCCAGCUCUCCAGUUCUUCACGAAUUAACUUUCCAGGCUAUGAGCUAUGACCUGUUGCCCAUUGAAAAUGAUGUGUACAAGUAUGAGACAAGUGGCAUCGGAGAAGCUCGGGUGAAAGAAGUUCUCCUGGAUGAAGAUGAUGACCUCUGGAUAACUCUGCGUCACAAGCAUAUUGCAGAGGUCUCCCAGGAGGUCACCCGUUCUCUGAAAGAUUUUUCUUCCAGCAAGAGGAUGAACACAGGCGAGAAGACAACCAUGAGGGACCUAUCACAGAUGCUGAAGAAGAUGCCCCAGUACCAGAAAGAACUCAGCAAGUAUUCAACUCACCUACACCUGGCUGAGGACUGUAUGAAGCACUAUCAAGGCACUGUGGAUAAACUCUGCCGAGUUGAACAGGACCUGGCCAUGGGCACCGAUGCUGAGGGGGAGAAGAUCAAGGAUCCUAUGCGGGCCAUUGUUCCAAUCCUGCUGGAUGGGAACGUCAGUACCUAUGACAAAAUCCGCAUCAUCCUUCUCUACAUCUUCUUGAAGAAUGGUAUCACUGAAGAGAACCUGAACAAACUGAUUCAGCAUGCUCAGAUCCCCCCAGAGGACAGUGAAAUAAUCACCAAUAUGGCUCAUCUUGGAGUGCCCAUCAUCACGGAUUCUACCUUGCGUCGCAGGAGCAAGCCGGAGCGAAAAGAACGCAUUAGCGAACAGACCUACCAGCUCUCACGAUGGACUCCAGUUAUUAAAGACAUCAUGGAGGAUACUAUCGAUGACAAACUGGACACCAAGCACUACCCCUAUAUCUCUACCCGCUCCUCAGCCUCCUUUAGUACCACUGCUGUCAGCGCUCGUUAUGGCCACUGGCACAAGAACAAGGCCCCGGGUGAGUACCGGACUGGGCCCCGCCUCAUCAUUUUCAUCCUGGGAGGUGUGAGCUUGAAUGAAAUGCGCUGCGCUUAUGAAGUGACACAAGCCAACGGCAAGUGGGAAGUGCUAAUAGGAGCCACGCACAUCCUCACCCCACAGAAGCUCCUGGACACGCUGAAGAAACUGAAUAAAACAGACGAAGAAAUCAGCAGUUAAAUAACGGAAUCACAAACCCUGAAUAAUCUUCCCUUCAGCUCUUGGCAGCUUCCCUCUCCUGCUGGUCUUUGAUGUUUCUUUGCAGUCCCACCCCCAUCUUCCAUCCCCUGCACGCCAAGUCCGGCCUUCUCUUCCCUGCGUUCUCGUGUUGAACAAAGCUCCCUUCUUGUUUCCAACCAAGGGAAAUUAUGCAUUGUGUUUUAAAAAAAAGAGAAUAUAUUAUAUAAAUAUAUGUAUAUGUAUGUAAAGGAGAACAAUUCAUUUCAAGUGAUGCAUUGCUAGAGAAUUUUUUGAGCCUUUUUGGAUGGAUGGACACACUCCAGUUAUUUAUGGCUCUGUAAUCUUGUACCUGGCCUGAUGCAACAUGUCUUUUCUGAGCAGGAAUUGCCUGAGAGUGGAAAGGUAGAGGGUUUUAAGGUUUUAAGUAUUGUCUAUUUGGUCCCAUUCUUACUGUAGGCUGUUUCCCAGCUGUGGAGGCUUCUGCAUUCUGAGGAAUAUGUACAACUGAGGAUUGGUGAGCUCCCUAUUUCCAAACUUCCUGCCUUGCCACUUUUGAAUGCGGCUGCUCCCAGAAGUGGGACUUGGAACCCUGGGCUGGGGUCAAGGCUGGCCCACACCCCAGGGAGGCCGCCUCCAUCCACCACUUCAGAAAUCAGCCUCUCCUCUAGUACUGGGGAAGGCCUAGCUGUCACCCAUCUGCAGCUGGUGGCCCCAGCCUUGGGCUUCAGCUCAGGAAGGGGAGUGUCUGACUGCAGGCUUCCCUUCUCUCAAGUUAGGUCCUGGGCCACUAUGGCAAGAGUUGGAAAUUUGGAAGGGGGCAGUGGCUCUUUGUGUCCAGGAAGUUUUUGCUGGAAGUAGAACCCGGUUUCCUGGAGUUGUGUUUCAGAGGUGUGAGCCAGAGGGCACGGGCUGGCAAACAGACCAGCAGGAGUCGGGAUUUGAUCAGCACUGCCACCCUUGGGAGGGGAUGGACUUAGGCCUGAGGCACUGCCCCAGAAACCUCUUGCUGUGUGCUUCCUGGUACCUGGCACUGCUCAUGAAAGAGGCCGAGCUCCAAGUUAGUCCAGGGGUUGUCUGUGCUAAGGGAGAACUUGGCAAGGGAGCAGGUGGACUAAGAUGUCGCUCUGUUCUCUCCUUCCUUCCCCAACUGCCCCAUAAAGAUUGGUUUCUGGACCUCAAGUUUGCAGAGCGAGCGUCCCUGCAUCCCAGAGAGAAGCCUGGGCUGAGGUUUCUUGCCCUGGGCUUGAUCAGCCUGUUUUUGUUUUUUUUUACGAGGGCGGGGCCCAACAUCAUGCUGGGAAGAAAGUAUUUUUAAAAUGCCAAAAGGCAUGUUUUAAUCUCAAUAUUGAAUUUUAAGUUUAAAGCCAAGGCAGCCUGAUCGGAUUUGUCUUUGAGGCUCCCUCUGUGGCUCUGCAGGCUGUGUUCAUCAUUCGUUUCUGCUGUUGUUGUCUGGUAAUGAAAUGUUUUGGCAAUGGAAGCCCCCAUUUCCCCAUUCCUCCCUGCUGCUCUUUGUCCCUUCCUCACAGCAGACUGUGUGUAGUUAACUUAUUGUGUCUUGUGAUGUUGUUCCAAGCUUGGUGUGUAGUAGUUUUAAUGCAGCCCUUUUACUUUCCUGUCAAUGAAUUUUCUCCCCUACCCCCCUCCCCAGCUCAGUGCAUUGCAUUUUCUCGAAGCAUUGCAACCUCCUUUCCCCCAUCCUUUGCAACCCAGAAAACCAGCUCUUUCCCUGCUUGUUCAUUUUCCAGUUUCUCCUUACCAACCCCGGUCUCCUCCUUAAACACUUUGGUUUGGGGAAAGCUGUAAACAUUUGCACUGAUUUUUUUUGUUGCUGUUUGGUUUCCUUUCCUUUGAAUUACUAAUGCAAAUGCUUUUGAGUUCUUGUUCAUUGGCCAUUUUGUUUUCAUUUUCUUGUUAUUUAUAUAAAAGGAAAAUUUUAAAAAGCUAGUCUGUCUUGAAACUUGUUUACCUUGAAAUUAUUGGAAUCUAAAUGUUUGAAAGUGUUGAAGCACAAACAUGCAUCAUCUCUAUAUCUGUUCUGUACUAAAGCACCCAAGUCAAAUAAAUGAGUAAGCUCCCAUAUAUGGUGCAAAAGGGA